This is a messenger RNA of Meloidogyne enterolobii, 456 nucleotides long. NCBI's taxonomy places the organism in Eukaryota, Metazoa, Nematoda, Chromadorea, Rhabditida, Meloidogynidae. The record is from the annotation of a GenBank genome assembly.
AUGGAAAGAAAUUUGAAUAAAAAAUGCUCAGUUUGUGAGUGUAGAGAAAAUGUUUGUUUUCAUUAUGGAGUAAGUACAUGUAGGGCUUGUGGGGCUUUUUUCAGGCGUUAUCUAGAAAACGAAAAAAAGAGUAAAUAUAGUAAAUGUAAUUGUUUGCAUAAACAAUUGUUGUUGUUAAAAGAGAAGAAAAUUGAAAGAAAUUGGGAAAAAUGUAAAAAAUGUAGACUUGAUAAAUGUUUUUCUGUUGGAAUGAAAAAAUUGGAUGUUGGAUAUUUACGCCGAGAUAUAUGCCGGGAAGCAAUGGAAGUACAAAGAAAUGAAAUUAACGUAAAUUUAUUUUUGAUCGGGAAAACUUACUGUAGAUUCUUAUUUUUCUCAAUAAGAUAUCCGUUUAAUUUUGUUUCCACGGAAAACCAGGAUUAUUGUCCUGCUAAAGUUAUUUUCGAUACCUUAUAG